UGAUUUUGCCAUUGUUAGUAAAGAACAGACGAAGUCGUGAAAUGUGUCUGAGUAUUUUUUGCUGUUGUCCCGCGUCGGAGGUGAUGUAGUGGUGCAGUUCAACCAUAUAACUUUUUUGCAACUUGUGAAGACAAGCUGCUUUCUUUGCAGAAGACCCAGCGGAAACAAAGAAUAUGGCGUCCCUGGGUGGAAGCAGUUCAGCUACAGAGUACACAGUACGAGUUCCAAAGAAUACAAGCAAGAAGUACAACAUUAUGGCUUUCAAUUCUGGUGACAAGGUGAACUGCUCCACCUGGACCCAGGCCCGCAUGGAACGAGACAUGAGCAACAGGCGGAUGUACGCCGAGGAUGAGAACCAGGAGGGAGCCGCUGGAAGCGAGUUUGGCAAGAAGCAGAGGGAGGAGGCUCGAAGGAAGAAGUACGGCAUCGUCACGAAGGAGUUCCGCGUGGAGGACCAGCCCUGGAUCCUCAAGGUCAAUGGGAAAGCAGGUCGAAGGUUCAAGGGCCAGAAGAAAGGAGGGGUGACUGAGAAUGCCUCCUACUAUAUCUUCACCCAGUGCCCUGACGGAGCCUUUGAGGCCUUCCCCGUCAACGGCUGGUACAAUUUCACCCCCCAGGCCAAGCACCGCACUCUGACGGCCGAGGAGGCAGAGGAGGAGUGGGGCAGGAGGAACAAGGUGGUGAACCACUUCAGCAUCAUGCUCCAGCGACGCCUCAGGGAGCAGGAGCGCGGCGAAGACGACGACGACGACGAGGAGGGCGGGAAAGGCGGCAAGAAGAAGAAGAAGAAGGGCGGCCGGGGAGGCAGCGACCUGCGCAUCACCGACCUGGAGGACGACCUGGAGAUGAGCAGCGACGAGAGCGGCAGCAGUGGUGGAGAAGAUGGAGAGAGCAAGCCAAAGAAGAAGAAACCCAAGGGGAAGGGGAAGAAGAAGAAAAAGGGUGACGGUGACAAAAGUGCCAAUGAGGACAGUGAUGAUGGUGACUUUGAAGGUUUAGAAGUCGACUACAUAUCAGAUGAAACUAGUUCUGAAGAAGAGGAGCAAGAGAAGGCAAAGCCCAACAAAGGAGAGGACGUGCCUAAAGGUAUUGACGAGAUGUCUGAGAGUGAGGAAGAAAGUGAGGAGGAGAAACCGAAUGAAGAGGAGACCAAAGAAGAGGAAGAGGAGGAUGAAGGAAAGAAGACCCCUGUGCACAUGGAGAAGAAAAAGAAGAAAGCAGACAGCAGUGGAGAGUCGGACACCUCAGAAGACAGUGACAUCGAUGGAGAGGCCACCUCAGCUCUCUUUAUGAAGAAGCGCACCCCACCCAAACGUGGAGGCCGGGGCUCAGCUGGAAGCUCCAGGACAGGGAGUCGCCCCGGCACACCAUCCAUCGACAGCGCCUCCACCUCCAGCACGCUGAAGGCAGCCGCCAGCAAGCUGGAGCAAGGAAAACGUCAAACAACAACGACCAGCGCAGAGACCCCAGCGGCCAAGAGGCUGAAGAUGGACCCCUCCCCUCAAAGCCCCUCAGGAAAGAGUACUCCUCAGCCCUCGUCUGGGAAGUCCACGCCCAGCGCCAGCAGUGAUGUGCAGCUGACAGAAGAUGCAGUGCGGCGGUAUCUGAUCCGCAAGCCCAUGACCACCAAGGACCUGCUGAAGAAGUUCCAGACAAAGCGCACUGGACUCAGUAGCGACCAGACGGUCAAUGUGCUCGCCCAGAUCCUCAAGAAGCUCAACCCGGAGAGGAAGAACAUCGGUGACAAGAUGCAUUUCUACCUUACCGAGUGAGGCCUUUGGAGAAGAGUGGCUUGCAUGUGGAGAGACACAGCAGGGCCUCUGAAAAGCAGUGAAUUGGGGGAUUAGGUGAGGACUUCACACAGGACUGCCUUGGAGGGAACAAGAAUGUUUAAAAUAUCACUGGAGCUUGAUUAUCCCAGGUUGACUUGGAGUUAGAACCCCACAAGGGGGUUAGUAUUGCAUUUUGAGAUCGAAAAUGAUCUGAAUUAUACCAAGCUCGAAUGAGCUGUGGUACAUAGCCACUUAAUGGAAUUGCUGUUUUUUUUCUAUUUGUGUACUUUUAAAUAAAUAUAUAUGUUGUGAGCCAGUGUGCCAACCUGAAUAAAACACACAUGGUAAUGUCA
Molecule: messenger RNA, 2125 nt
Organism: Sardina pilchardus (European sardine)
Lineage: Eukaryota; Metazoa; Chordata; Actinopteri; Clupeiformes; Clupeidae
Gene: gtf2f1
Product: general transcription factor IIF, polypeptide 1
Exons: 14
Coding region: 174-1772 (532 amino acids)
Biological process (GO): positive regulation of transcription elongation by RNA polymerase II; transcription initiation at RNA polymerase II promoter
Cellular component (GO): transcription factor TFIIF complex; nucleus
Molecular function (GO): DNA binding; RNA polymerase II general transcription initiation factor activity; TFIIF-class transcription factor complex binding
Source: RefSeq, a predicted model, not a curated record